AUGGCACCCGCCGUACGGCAAUGCCGUCGAGGGCUGGCUACUCAAGCGUCCAUGUCGACUAGGAGAACACCGCAGACGUUUGCAGAGAAGGUCGUUCAGCGGUACGCGGUCGAUUGGCCAGAGGGGAGAGCAGUCAAGGCGGGUGACUAUGUUAUGAUACAGCCUGAGCAUGUCAUGACACACGAUAAUACCGGACCGGUCAUAUCCAAGUUCAAAUCCAUCGGUGCGACCAAAAUCAAGAACCCGCAGCAGCCAGUGUUCACAAUCGACCACGACGUGCAAAACAAAUCCGCCAAAAACCUCCAGAAGUACCUGACUAUCGAGCAGUUUGCACGAGAGCACGGGAUUGACUUCUUUCCCGCAGGGAGAGGGAUCGGACAUCAGAUCCUUGUCGAGGAGGGGUACGCAUUCCCUCAGUGCCUCACAGUGGCUAGCGACAGCCAUAGUAACAUGUACGGCGGAGUGGGUUGCGUAGGUACUCCCAUCGUGCGCACAGACGCGGCCACACUAUGGGCUACGGGGAGGACAUGGUGGCAGAUCCCACGGAUGGUCAAGCUCGAGUUCACCGGGGCGCUCGCACCCGGCGUCACGGGGAAAGACGUGAUCGUCGCACUGUGCGGGGCGUUCAACAACGACGAAGUCCUGAACGCCGCUGUGGAGUUCACAGGCGAGGGUGUCAAAGGGCUCAGCAUCGACGACAGGCUCACAAUAGCGAAUAUGACGACCGAGUGGGGUGCGCUGGUGGGCGUAUUCCCACCUGACGAGCAUACGCUGGCGUACUACGACGACCUGAUUUCUAAACUUGAGCACCCUUCUUUCGCCGCGCCAAGCACGCCUGCCCCACCCGAGCACCCACGACUAAACAAGAAGCGGCUUGAAGCACUCAAGGCCUCGCUGAUGACCUCCGACCCGGACGCGGAAUACUCCGCCCACCUAACGCUCGACCUCUCCUCUCUCGUGUCCUACGUCAGCGGGCCAAACAGCGUCAAGAUCGCUACCGCCUUACCCAAGCUAGAGGAACAAGACGUCAAGAUCCAAAAAGCGUACCUCGUUAGCUGUACCAACGCCCGCGCGUCAGACCUUGCAGCGGCCGCAUCCGUCGUAAGGGGAAAGAAAGUCGCCCCUGGAGUAGACUUCUACGUCGCGGCCGCAUCGAGCGUAGUGCAAGAAGCGGCCGAGAGGUCAGGAGACUGGCAGACACUGGUCGAAGCUGGCGCGCGUGUCCUCCCAGCCGGGUGUGGGCCUUGCAUCGGUCUCGGCACUGGCCUGUUACAGGAAGGCGAAGUCGGUAUCUCCGCCACGAAUAGGAACUACAAAGGCCGGAUGGGGAGUCCCAAGUCUCUGGCCUACCUCGCCAGCCCAGCAGUGGUCGCUGCCUCCGCUAUACGGGGGUCCAUCUGCGCCCCCACAGAACUAGACAUCGAAGAUCUUCCCAAGUGUUCCUCUCCCCUCAUCUCUAUCUCUCCCUCCUCUUCCUCCGCCGCCCCAGCAGCAGCGCAAGAAGAUCUCUACCCGGGUUUCCCCGCUUCCUUCCGCGGCCCUCUCCUCUGGACCCCGCAGGACAACCUCAACACCGACGGGAUCUACCCCGGCAAGUACACCUAUCAGGACGACAUCACCCUCUCCCGUCAGGCAGAAGUCGUUAUGGAAAACUACGACCCUGGUUUCUCCUCACUCGUCGCUUCCCUCCGUUCUCCUUCUUUCGUCCCCGGCCAGCCAGAGACAGCAGAACGCGACCAGCAGGGAAUGAAAGGCGCCCUCCUCAUAGCCGGGUACAACUUCGGAACUGGCUCCUCGAGAGAGCAGGCAGCGACAGCACUGAAGAGCGCUGGGAUCCCCCUGGUCCUUGCGGGUAGUUUCGGGGAUAUCUUCAAGCGCAACGCGAUCAACAACGGGCUUGUGUGCCUCGAGUGCCCCGAGCUGGUCAGCGAGCUGACGAAAGAGCACACCAAGGCGGGAAAGAGGGGAGAAGGGGGUAAGGAUGGGGAACUGACUGUCCAGCUCGGGUGGCACGUGGAAGUCGAUAUGGGCUCUGGGGAGGUGAGGGUGAGGACUUUGGAGGGUGAUAGGGUGUAUAAAGUUCGGCCGGUGGGGAGGAGUGUACAGGAAUUGUGGGUCGAUGGUGGGUUGGAGGGGUAUGUUAAGAGGCAGAUCGAGGCGUGA
Messenger RNA from Dacryopinax primogenitus, 2163 nucleotides. Its product is annotated as homoaconitase. Gene Ontology annotation, biological process: L-lysine biosynthetic process. Gene Ontology annotation, molecular function: 4 iron, 4 sulfur cluster binding; homoaconitate hydratase activity. NCBI's taxonomy places the organism in Eukaryota, Fungi, Basidiomycota, Dacrymycetes, Dacrymycetales, Dacrymycetaceae. Bases 1 to 2163 code for a protein of 720 amino acids. The transcript has 2 exons. The record is from RefSeq and is a predicted model, not a curated record.